Loxodonta africana (African savanna elephant) is the source of this 530-nucleotide messenger RNA. It is a transcript of the gene S100A6, whose product is annotated as S100 calcium binding protein A6. NCBI's taxonomy places the organism in Eukaryota, Metazoa, Chordata, Mammalia, Proboscidea, Elephantidae. The record is from RefSeq and is a predicted model, not a curated record. The transcript is spliced from 3 exons. Gene Ontology annotation, cellular component: perinuclear region of cytoplasm; nucleus. Gene Ontology annotation, molecular function: calcium-dependent protein binding; calcium ion binding; S100 protein binding. The coding region runs from base 154 to 423 and encodes 89 amino acids.
AGGGCGGGCCUGGCGCGCGGGGUGUGCUCUCGCCGGGCGGGCCUCCCGGACAGGGCCCGCUAUAAGGCCGGCCCGAUCUGCGACACGGACCAUCCGUCGACCGCUCCCUUCGCGCUUUGCUGUAUCAGUGCGCUCCAAGCCCAGCCCUCAGCCAUGGCGUGCCCCCUGGACCAGGCCAUCGGUCUCCUUGUGUGCAUCUUCCACAAAUACUCUGGCAAAGAGGGUGACAAGAACAGCCUGAGCAAGAAGGAGCUAAAGGAGCUGAUACAGAAGGAGCUCACCAUUGGCUCGAAGCUUCAGGAUGCUGAAAUUGCAAGGCUGAUGGAUGACCUGGACCGGAACAAGGACCAGGAGGUGAACUUCCAGGAGUAUGUCACCUUCCUGGGAGCCUUGGCUAUGAUCUACAAUGAGGCCCUCAAGUGAUGAAAAUAAAUUCAGAAGGUGGAGACACCCUCUAGGGCGCCCGUGUGAGUCAAAUCCAGUGGUGGGUAAUUGUACAAUAAAUAUUUUUUUUUUUUUGGUCAAAUCUA